Trichomycterus rosablanca is the source of this 1504-nucleotide messenger RNA. It is a transcript of the gene vdac3, whose product is annotated as voltage-dependent anion channel 3. Gene Ontology annotation, cellular component: mitochondrial outer membrane. The transcript has 9 exons. The coding region runs from base 99 to 950 and encodes 283 amino acids. Gene Ontology annotation, molecular function: voltage-gated monoatomic anion channel activity. Lineage: Eukaryota; Metazoa; Chordata; Actinopteri; Siluriformes; Trichomycteridae. The record is from RefSeq and is a predicted model, not a curated record. Gene Ontology annotation, biological process: monoatomic anion transmembrane transport.
CUGCCUGUUUCUCCUUCAGUUUGCCCUCUUGUUUGAGGCACCGAACCAACCCGAAGCAGAAGACAGUCUCGUCUUAAUCACAUAAACGAUACGUUAGCAUGGCUGUCCCUCCGGCAUACUCUGACCUUGGCAAAUCUGCCAAAGAUAUUUUCAGCAAGGGCUAUGGAUUUGGGACAGUUAAACUGGACCUCAAGACCAAGUCUCAGAGUGGAGUUGAGUUUUCGACCAGUGGAUCCAGUAACACAGACUCAGGAAAAGCUUCUGGUAAUCUGGAAACUAAGUACAAAGUAAAGGAACUGGGUCUGACCUUCAACCAGAAAUGGAACACGGACAACACUCUGACCACCGAGGUCACCAUGGAGGAUCAGCUGGCUAAGGGAGUGAAGUUGGCUUUGGACACUUCCUUUGUGCCCAACACUGGGAAGAAGAGUGCCAAACUGAAGACCGGAUACAAACGUGAUUAUGUCAACGUGGGCUGUGAUGUCGAUUUUGACCUCGCUGGACCCACGGUGCACGCUGCAGCGGUGCUGGGUUACGAGGGUUGGCUGGCCGGUUACCAAAUGGCCUUUGACACCUCCAAGUCCAAACUGGCUCAGAACAACUUCGCCUUGGGGUACAAGGCGGGCGACUUCCAGCUGCAUACCAACGUUAAUGACGGAACAGAGUUUGGUGGCUCCAUCUACCAGAAGGUGAAUGACCAGUUAGAGACGGCGGUGAAUCUGGCCUGGACAGCUGGCAGCAACAACACUCGCUUUGGCGUUGCUGCUAAAUAUCAGCUGGACAAGAACACAUCCAUUUCUACUAAAGUAAACAAUGCCAGUCUGGUUGGAGUGGGUUACACACAGACACUGCGACCAGGUGUGAAGCUUACACUUUCCACCCUGAUCGAUGCAAAGAACUUUAAUGCUGGUGGACAUAAGGUGGGCAUGGGUUUCGAGCUGGAGAUCUAAAGAUUGAAUAAGAGUCGAGCAGCAGGGCGAGACGCAUCGGAAAACUCCCCCAACACUAAUAAAAUACAUGAUUUUCCACAAGUAGUUCACGACUUUCCAAGCAGAUCCCGUCCUGUGGCUGCAGUCCGUGCCAUCACUUCUGCUGACAGGUGGCAAACGUCCUUUUAUCAUUUUUAUUACUGAAAAUUGUUAAGUUAUUAAUACAUGUAGAUUCUGGGUUACACACAGGGUCGUUUUUAAUUCAGGCUGCGAUGAGCACUCAAGUUGCUGCUGUUUCCAGUGUGUUUUAAAGGAGCGUCCACAGCAUAUGUCAAAUUCUUCUACACUACACUUAUAUGUAAGAAAAUAAAUCUUAUAUUUGUCCUUUUCAUUGCCAAAUAUGCCAUUAAAUGCUUAUUUUCAUUAAUGUGUGUUUAGUAGGGGCCAGAGACAAUGGUUUUCAUUCUUCUGGUUUUGUUGUUCUUUAAAACCUGUCUGUUUUAUCCUGACUGCUGUGGUGAAUGACUGGUUUUUAAAAACAUUGUGGAAUCCAAUAAAAGGUGUGUUGGCUCAAA